CCGUGGCAGGGGAUGUUCUUGGCGGUGCCCCAGGAGGUGCUCUCCGGCGACACGCUUAUGCUCAGCGUCUGGAUCGAUCUUGCCCCACCUUCCGCCGGCGCUCCCAACGAAGUCAACUACACCACAGGCCAGGGCAUCAAGGAGGAUGCAAUCAAUGCACUAUGGAUGCCCUCCGACCUCAACAGUUUUGACGACCCCGACUAUAUCGAGUUCACGGAAGGGCCGAAGGGGCCCUUGAAGGCCAACUCGGAGAAGGACAAUGAGGACAAGGAUAACAACAAGGAGCAUAAGAAGGAGGAGGAGGAGGAUGACGAUGACAAGGAGGAUGGCAAGGAGGAGGUGGAGGAGGACGACGACAACCAGCCGACGGUCCGUGCCAAGCAUCCUUGCCGAGACAAUGUCCUGGAGGGAGCAUCAAAGAAGAAGAAGGACUAGAUGUCCGCUACUAUAGCUAUGCAGCUUUAGUGUGAGGGUCCGACUUG
Molecule: messenger RNA, 482 nt
Organism: Triticum dicoccoides
Lineage: Eukaryota; Viridiplantae; Streptophyta; Magnoliopsida; Poales; Poaceae
Product: prostatic spermine-binding protein-like
Exons: 2
Coding region: 13-435 (140 amino acids)
Source: RefSeq, a predicted model, not a curated record